Brenthis ino (lesser marbled fritillary) is the source of this 1587-nucleotide messenger RNA. NCBI's taxonomy places the organism in Eukaryota, Metazoa, Arthropoda, Insecta, Lepidoptera, Nymphalidae. The record is from the annotation of a GenBank genome assembly.
AUGUCCGAAGAAAUAGAGUUUCUAGGGCACGUUUUAAAUAAAGAUGGUUUAAAACCAAACCAAAAUAAAGUAGAAGCUAUACAAAGAUUUCCUAUUCCGAAAACAUUAAAGGAAAUAAGAGGUUUUUUAGGAUUAAUAGGUUAUUAUAGAAAAUUUAUUCCUAAUUUAAGUAAAAUUAUAAAGCCAUUAACUGAAGCUACUAAGAAAAAUGCGACUAUAGAUAUAACGAAUAAAAAGUAUAUAGAGGCGUUUGAGACAUGUAAACACUUAUUAACUAACGCACCGAUCUUAGCAUUUCCAGAUUUUAAUAAAACGUUCGUUAUUACAACCGAUGCUUCUGAUAUAGCAUUAGGCGCGAUUUUAAGCCAGGAUAAUCAUCCUAUAGCGUAUGCAUCUAGGACAUUAAGUAGUUGUGAACAAAAAUAUAAUACUACUGAAAAAGAAUUAUUAGGUAUUUUAUGGGCUGUAACUCAGUUUAGACCCUAUAUAUAUGGAAGAAAGUUUAUUUUAAGAACUGAUCAUAAAGCAUUAAUAUGGUUAUCUAAAUUAAAGGAACCGAAUCAGCGAUUAACACGUUGGAAAUUAAAAUUACAAGAUUAUGAUUAUACUAUUGAACAUGUAAAAGGUAAAGAAAAUUAUGUAGCAGAUGCAUUAAGUAGAAUAAAAUUGCAUCAUACUAGUGUAGAGUCAUUACAAGCACAAUGUGGUGAACAAAUGUCACUUGAUAGUACCCCACAUAGUGAUAACAAUUCAACGCAAUACGGUAGUGGUAUAGCGCAUUCUUCCCCCGAAAACAAUGAAUCGUUAAAUACAGUGCAUUCAUGUCAACAAGACAGCGAUGAAGGUAUUCCUAUUAGUAAUACUUAUCCACCUAAAAGGUUAAGACGUGUAGUGUUCGAAGUUGCACCUUAUAAGGACGCGCAACAUAAAAAGGGUAUGUAUUAUUUUUAUAUUCCACCUGAUAAUGAAGAAGAAAUAAUUAAAGAAUUUAUGUUAGAAUAUUUAAGUAAAAAGAAAUACGCAUUUAUUAUCCCUAAUGAUGAAUUAUAUUAUAAAGUUUCGGAAGUUUAUAGAAAGUAUUUCGAUCACAAUCAUGUUAAAGAAAUAUGUAAACAUUUAAAUAUUCAAUCAAAUAUUCGUACUAAACGUGGAUUAAUUAAUGGAUUAGGUUCAAUUAUUAAAUUAAUUACUGGAAAUUUAGAUGAUAAUGAUUUAAUUAAUAUUCAAAACAAUUUAGAGACUUUAAGAAUAGCUUAUAAUAAACAGAUUUCUGUUACUGAUAGUUCUUUAGAAGAAGAUAAUAAACAAAUUUUAAAUAUUACAAAUAUUCAGAUACAAAUAAAUAAUCAAUUAAAUAAUGUAUUAAAUAAUAAGGCGCAGCAAAAGGUUGCGAUCUCUUUAUUGUUACAAGCUCAAACUUUGCAAGAUAUAGCUGAAAGAUUAACAACUGCGAUUACUUUUGCAGAACACACACAUUCCAAAACAUCGACGUGUGGAGCAUCCCGUCGCGACCCCCCGCAGGAGCAGUAUAUAAACCGCGAGUUGGCGAGCAACAGUGUUCACAUCACCCCAGUUUCUAGUAAUAGA